CCUUCUUACUUCCAUCUAAGUGGGUGUGUGAGUGAGAAAGAGAGAGAGAGAGAAAAUCACUCAACAAUACUUUCAUUCACUCAUUUAUCAAAAAGUGUCCAGUGAAACAGCAGCAGCUGAAAACUUUCCGGACAUUUUAACUUGUGACAACAAACAAGAGGCAAAUAUCUUCCCUUAACUUCAUAUUAAAGCACGAUGGUUCAGAUUAGGAAAAUAUGCUGUAUAGGUGCUGGUUAUGUUGGGGGGCCAACGUGCAGCGUCAUCGCCAGCAUGUGUCCUGAGGUUACCGUGACAGUGGUUGAUGUGAAUGAGACCCGAAUCAAAGCCUGGAACUCGGACACUCUUCCCAUUUAUGAGCCUGGCCUGAACGAAGUUGUGUUGUCGUGCCGCGGCAAGAACCUUUUUUUCUCCACUGACAUCGACGCGGCCAUCAAGGACGCAGACUUGGUCUUCAUUUCGGUAAACACUCCCACUAAGACGUACGGGAUGGGAAAGGGCCGAGCGGCUGAUCUGAAGUUCAUCGAGGCAUGCGCGCGGCGGAUUGUGGAGGUCUCUGAUGGUUAUAAGAUUGUGACGGAGAAAAGCACGGUGCCAGUGCGAGCCGCCGAGAGCAUCCGCAGGAUUUUUGAUGCCAACACGAAACCCAGCCUUAACCUACAGGUGCUUUCCAACCCAGAGUUUCUUGCUGAAGGGACAGCUGUGAAGGACCUCAAGGAGCCGGAUCGUGUUUUGAUUGGUGGAGAUGAAACUCCUGAAGGUCAAAAGGCAAUCAGGGCACUGUGUGAAGUGUAUGAGCACUGGGUGCCUAAGUCACGCAUCAUCACCACCAACACGUGGUCAUCUGAGCUGUCCAAAUUAGCAGCAAACGCAUUCCUGGCUCAGCGUAUCAGCAGUAUAAACUCCAUCUCGGCUCUGUGUGAGUCCACCGGUGCUGACGUGGAAGAGGUGGCCAGAGCCAUCGGCAUGGACCAGCGUAUCGGCAACAAGUUCCUCAAGGCCAGCGUGGGCUUUGGAGGAAGCUGUUUCCAGAAGGAUGUGCUGAAUUUAGUGUAUCUGUGUGAGGCACUAAAUUUGCCUGAAGUGGCCUCUUACUGGCAGCAGGUGAUUGAUAUGAAUGAGUACCAGAGGAAAAGGUUUGCAUGCAGGAUCAUCGACUGUCUCUUUAACACCGUAACAGGGAAGAAAAUUGCCUUGCUAGGCUUCUCAUUCAAGAAAGACACGGGGGACACCAGAGAGUCAUCCAGUAUCUAUAUUUCUAAAUAUUUGAUGGACGAAGGAGCCAAGCUGCACAUCUUUGACCCUAAAGUGCCAAAAGAACAGAUCAUACAGGACCUGUCCCAACCCAGCAUCUCUGGAGACAAUCCUGAGAGAGUAUCUGAGCUGGUAACUGUGUCAUCAGAUCCUUAUGAAGCCUGUAAAAGUGCGCAUGCACUAGUGAUCUGCACCGAAUGGGACAUGUUUAAGGAUCUGGAUUACGCACAGAUUUAUCACCAGAUGCUGAAGCCAGCAUUCAUAUUUGAUGGCCGCAGAGUCCUCGACCACUUACACCUCCAACUACAGAACCUCGGGUUUCAGAUUGAGACAAUUGGAAAGAAGGUGAUGACCAGGCUUCCUUUCACACCCACGAACGCAGUCCCCAGGAUCACCCUCAACGAACCACCAACUAAGAAAUCCAAAGUCUGAGACAUGGGUUUAUUGACUGUCUUUUAAAACUGAUGCUGAGCUUGUAAUUCUCCUCUCGCAGCACCGUGUCCUACAGCUCCCUCAUCAUCUUUAGAGAACAUCAUGCUGCUGCAUGUACGAUCAGUAAAGAAUUUUGCAGAUUUAAAAAAAAAAAAAAAAGUAGAAAUCCCUUUCACUUUGAGAACGUUUAGUUGUUCAGUCCUCGUUUUUGAGCGUGACGUGUUGUUACACGUAUAAUUGCAGUGAAAAAACAAACGCUUUUGAGUGUUUGUGCAGAGCCGUUAGUCAGGUUUUAUACAGCGUGUCUGAAGUAUGAUGGAUGAUUGUGAUUAAUCAUGUCAUGUGAGAUAUGUGAACUUUAUAAAAAAAAAACGAUCAUUUCAUAUUGUACAGAUUAGUAACACUAACAUGUAAUAUGGUUUUAAGACUUUCUUAAAUGCAUAUGGACCAAUUAAAACUUAUUUUCAUGAAAUAAAACAAGUGAACAAAU
Neoarius graeffei (lesser salmon catfish) is the source of this 2173-nucleotide messenger RNA. It is a transcript of the gene ugdh, whose product is annotated as UDP-glucose 6-dehydrogenase. Gene Ontology annotation, biological process: glycosaminoglycan biosynthetic process. Gene Ontology annotation, cellular component: nucleus; cytosol. The transcript is spliced from 12 exons. The coding region runs from base 196 to 1683 and encodes 495 amino acids. Gene Ontology annotation, molecular function: NAD binding; UDP-glucose 6-dehydrogenase activity. The record is from RefSeq and is a predicted model, not a curated record. NCBI's taxonomy places the organism in Eukaryota, Metazoa, Chordata, Actinopteri, Siluriformes, Ariidae.